AUGUUGGAUGGAGAGAAAAGAAACCAGACUGGCGUCACAGAAUUUAUCCUCUUGGGAUUGGGGAACACCUCUGAGCCGCAACCUCUUCUUUUCUUCCUUUUCCUGAUAAUUUAUCUUGUGACAAUAAUUGGGAACCUCCUUAUUAUUGUGCUGGUUGUAGCUGACCAACACCUUCACAUCCCCAUGUACUUCUUCCUGGGGAAUUUGUCCUUCCUGGAAACCUGCUAUUCCUCAAAUAUCUUGCCAAAAAUGUUAACCAGUUUGUUAACCGGAGACAGAAUUAUUACUAUGGGUGGAUGCCUAGCCCAAUAUUAUUUCUUUGGCUCUUGUGCAGCUACCGAAACGUAUCUCCUUGCAGCAAUGUCUUAUGACCGUUAUCUGGCUAUAUGUAAACCUUUGCUCUAUGCUUCUAUUAUGAGUAGGAAAUUAUGUUUCCAGCUUAUCGCUGGGGCAUGGAUGAAUGGAUUGCUAGUUAAUGGCAUCAUGAUGUUUCUGAUUAAUGAGCUAUUUUUUUGUGGCCCCAAUAUCAUUGACCAUUACUUUUGUGAACUAACUCCUCUACAAAAGCUUUCCUGUACUGAAACAAGCCGUAUUGAACUUGCUACCUUUCUUUUGACCUUUCUUUUGACUGCUACUCCAUUUGUUCUAACACUCACUUCUUAUUUUUCCAUUAUCACCACCAUCGUGAAAAUCAAAUCCAACAUUGGAAGGCAAAAAGCUUUUUCAAGCUGUUCAUCUCAUCUCACGGUGGUUUGUCUUUUUUAUGGCACCAUUAUGAUUGUCUACAUGUUGCCAGACACACCCACUCUGAGACAUCUCAGUAAAAUCUUCUCUAUCUUUUAUACAAUUCUGACUCCUUUGGUUAAUCCUAUUAUCUACACAUUAAGAAAUAAAGAAGUUCACAAAACCCUCAGUCGUCUUCAAAAUAAAUUGACAUAUUUUUGGAAGUGGUAA
This is a messenger RNA of Protobothrops mucrosquamatus (brown spotted pit viper), 954 nucleotides long. Its product is annotated as olfactory receptor 1M1-like. Gene Ontology annotation, molecular function: olfactory receptor activity; G protein-coupled receptor activity. NCBI's taxonomy places the organism in Eukaryota, Metazoa, Chordata, Lepidosauria, Squamata, Viperidae. Gene Ontology annotation, cellular component: membrane. Gene Ontology annotation, biological process: G protein-coupled receptor signaling pathway. The transcript has a single exon. The record is from RefSeq and is a predicted model, not a curated record. Bases 1 to 954 code for a protein of 317 amino acids.